Leptomonas pyrrhocoris is the source of this 837-nucleotide messenger RNA. RefSeq lists its product as hypothetical. Gene Ontology annotation, molecular function: calcium ion binding. The transcript has a single exon. Lineage: Eukaryota; Euglenozoa; Kinetoplastea; Trypanosomatida; Trypanosomatidae. Bases 82 to 837 code for a protein of 251 amino acids. The record is from RefSeq and is a predicted model, not a curated record.
GGUUUUAUCUUGUUUUCAUCAACACAAGUUUUUCUAAUUGUGUGUUGCUUCAUCCGCAAUAAUAUCUGCGAAGGAAACAUCAUGGGCCGCACAGAGUCAUCAGAGUCGUCGCCGGGCUUCCGCAAUGAUGAUCGUCUGUUGAACACCGACGACCUCAAGCACGCUUUGGAUCUCGCCGUGAACCUCGGCAAGCCGUGGACGGAGCGCAGCGAAGACGGCACCUACCGUCUCUUUCAGCUGCCAUUUUACUGCAAGAAGGUGCUGUGGGACGAUGGCCUGGCAAGCUCGAAGAACCCCACUUUUCAGAAGUUCCUCGAGAGCGACAGCUUCCAAGAGGCAACCAACUCGCUGGUGAAGGCGCUUGACAUGGACGGCGAUGGCAAGAUCACACCGAAGGACUUUCAAAUCAUGUACGACUCGAAGCUGACCCCGGCCCUCUCCGGUAACCGUGCCACGCUGGACAAGUGCCUGCCGUUUGUCGGGCAGUGCACGUUUGGCUUUGUCGUCGGCCUCGGCUUUGGCGCACUGACGCGCAAUAUGUACAAGGGCAAGUUCUGGAUCGCCGGCACCGGUCUCGCCAUCUACAGCGGCGUGCAGUACCUGGCGCAGCAGAACUUUGUGAACCAGAAGGUGCUGGAGGAGGCCUUCAGGGCGAAGGUGAAGGAGCUGGCAGAUGUAAACGGCGAUGGCGAGAUCAACCGGGACGACCUCAACUCACUGGUGCAGAACCGCGUGCGCUUUAUCGCCACGAAAUUGGGCCCCGGUGGCUUGGCGCCUGGGGUGGCGGGUUACGCGUCACUCGCGCUAGGCUUUGCUCGUGGUGUCCGCUGUAUCUGA